Molecule: messenger RNA, 2813 nt
Organism: Zea mays
Lineage: Eukaryota; Viridiplantae; Streptophyta; Magnoliopsida; Poales; Poaceae
Exons: 3
Coding region: 209-484 (91 amino acids)
Source: RefSeq, marked validated
AGAUGAAUCGGGGCUAGAGCCCUUUUUCUCGUCACUGCGGCGGCGCCGGCCAACCUGCUUCCGUCACGCCCUACCUCUCCCUCCCCACGCCGGCCAAUCUUCUACUCAUCGUGGCUCUAGCUGCUCCUCUUGCCACCACACUAUCUUCCACCACAGCCACCUACAAUCCACUCCCCCAUCAGCCAAUCCGCUCGAUCCGGAGACCACAAUGGCGCCUGGGCUUAAAGCUGCAGCAAAAUCAACCAAACCAUCAGAAGUGCCACUAACAGAAUAUGACAAAUUGAGAGCCGAGAAUUUGAUGAGGAAUAACCAAAAGUUGCAAAGAUUCGAUGUUACUAAACUAGCGUCAAUACUAACCAUACUUCUGCAAAGAGCAAAGGUGACACUCGUGAAAAAUCUGGAUCUUUGUAUGAGGUCUAUGAAGGUGAAGGUUCUGAAGAUGAGGAAGUCAAUCAGUGUGCAACAAGACAAAGAAACAAAUUAAAGAGGGUCUUGGCACAUGUGCAACAAGAUGAACCUACAAGAGUGACUAGGUAGAAUACAAGGGAUUUGGCUUUAACUUUCAGUCCAGAACUGCAACAAGUCAAAACCUUAGGCCUCUCUACUGCCACAUCCACCCCUCCACAGGGCCAGAACAACUCCAGUGAUCAAGGCAAGUGAUUGCAUCUAAUUUGUGCAAUGCAAUCUAUUUUCAUUUUGUUUUCAUACAGUGAUUAGUUACAUACUAUCCUUUGUCCUAUUACUCUAGUAUUUGGUAAACACCGGCUCAUACAGAAUGCAUGCCACCCACCCAGUUUGGAGGAAAAAUACCAUCAACUCAGAACUGCAUGCAUACAAUUUUUAGAAACAAAAACAACACAUCCAUUCAUCCACAUUACUGCUUACUGAACAUUUACAAUAACUGAAAGUCUAAAACUUUCAACAUUCAACAAUACAAUAGCUGAAAGUUCACAGCCGACCCACACCCACAUGCAGUUAACAGCCACACACACAUAGGCAGCAUCACAGCAAGCAGCAGCAACACAGACAACAAUCUCCAAGCUUACACAGGUAGCAGCAGCAGGCUUACAUAGGCAACAGGGAUGGGGAGGGGCCACAGCCGAUCCUAUCCCGUCACAAGUCAGACACCACCUGACCAGGAACCCAUCCCACACCACCAUCCAAAAUGAUCACCUGUUGACCACAUAUCACUGCAUGCCACCAUUAAAUAGUGUUCCAAUCUUCCAUGAAACCACUUAAUCCCAUUUAUCCUCAAUUGACACCACCUGGUUAGAGAGUUCUGCAUGCUACCUGCUAGUACUGAAGACUCUGGCAAAAUUAGUAUGAAUGGGGAAAACAAGAAUUUGUAUCAAUUGGGAAAUGAGAUCCAGUUAAAAUGGAUCAAGUGCUAGAGAACUCUACUUAUAUACAACAAUUACUUUUCAAAUCAUUGAACAGAAUGCAAGUUCUGCAUGGUUUGCAAUGAUUAGAACUUUUUAAAAGGCAUACCAUCUAUAAGAUGUCAGUUGGCCAAAGUGACAGUAAUUGAUUAGAGUACAUAAGAGGGGAAAGUACCUGUAGGCGAGGCAAUUUCCAGACUGCCUUCAUGCUCUCUCGUGAGGCCGCUCCCUUUGGCCAGUUACUAUGUGCUUUCUUACUUCUUAGCUUUAAUAUCAAUAACUGACAGCUUCAACUUUUUAGAUACACACUGUUCUUCCUUGCUGUAAUCUAUAUAUUUUCCAAAAUUUUUCACCUUCAGCCUUUUUCCCCUGCAUCAAAGCACCAAAAAAAGGAUAGGCGUAUCACUUAACAGAACAUAGACGCAGACAUCAAUAAUAGCUUCAUGAUUAUAAUAGGAAACUUUCAUAAGACCAUAAGUCAGAUUAUUUGGGUGAGCAAAUCUGGUUUGGGGGAUUCAAAAACUCGCAUAACCCAGUAAACUAGAAAAAUGGAGAAGACAUCCGAUCAAGGUGAUAUUCCAUAGUUGGAAAACAAAAAUGAUAAUACUACAAACAUAUAAAAGCGUACUUUGAGCUCUCUGGUAUUUCUGCAACCCCAUCAUUCCACUUCCUCUUCGAACUUGUACCAUUGUUUUCUAUGCUAUGACUAGCAGUGGCAUUUUAUUCAAGCUAGUUACCAUCAUGUGCUUCUUCUUCUUGGUGUUUACAACCAUCCUUUUGAUCCUACGUGACAAGGAUUUUGUCAUCAACUAGAAGUGGCCUCUUCUCUAUUAUUUCAAGAUCUCGAAUACAGUGCACAUCAUUGUUCCCUACCUGCUUCCUGCAGGAUUUUUGUUUAACCCUAACAAUAGAAAAGAAAAUUGGUUUUGAGAUGGUAAGAGUAUAUAAAAGUCCGAAAAAUGUCACAAUUGAUGGGAGAUGGACAACAAAAUUUGUUCAAUACUGUUUUUGGUGCUGUGCAUGCUUGUCAAUGACAGAUUGAAGUGAUGUGACGUGGAAUAGGCUUGCUUUGGAGAUUGACAUGUUGCAUAAUAUGAACCUUGAUAUUGGCAAUGCAUUAUUUUUCUGUCGUGUUUUCACUUUGUUUUAAUUGUUACUACAACUUGCAGCUUCUUAUGAUGAUGCAAAAGUGCCAGACAUGGAGGAAAUAACUGAGAUGAUGAAUAUGUUGUCGUAAUCAUUGUCCUACAUGGGUGGUGUUCUAAUGUCAUGUUGCUUAUGUGUUGCUUAUUUCUAUACAGUUGUGGUGCAUAUACCUGAAUGUGAAUGUAUUGUCUGUUUAUGUCAUUUUUGCAGUUCCAUGAUUAUAGCUACAUCAAGGCGAGUAGCGUUUCACCUAUUCAUGAUUAAUGUUCAUCUGGCUAGAUUAGCGAC